AUGUUUUCCAGAUUCCGAAGCUGGUUUGUCAAGCAGCGGAACAGGUGCAACAAUUGCACCCGGUGCCAUUAUGCACCAGCACGGUCGGAAUGCACAGGAUCGGCCGAAUUUGCUGAUGCAGAAAACUGGACUCCCGGAGCACGUCAACACAGCCUACCCAGACCGCUGUUUAGCAGCUUCUGGUCCGAGCGAAACAUCAACGAAGCAGUGGAGAAAGCAUUUUUGAAACAGUUCCUCAAGGAGCAUGGGCUGUACAAUAAGCAUCAAACCAUUGAGCAGCGUCGACGGUUGAAGCAACUGCUCGAACUAGAGCAGCGCACGUUACUGUUGCACAGCGAGCAGUACAAUGUACGGCCGGAUGAUGAUGAGGUUAUGUCCGGGGUGCACUCACUGCAGCUAACCACGCAAAGCAACACCACCAGUCGGACCUGUUCGGUCGAGUUUCACUCGAUGCCAUUCCCCAGCCCCGAUCCGACACCCGACACUGUUCUGAGCUCCGUUGGGUCACGCCGAGUCUCCUCCUUGCCGGCGCUUGCAUUCGGUGCGAUGGAUCUUCCGCCCGAUGAAGUCACAGCUUCGCAUCCAACCGUCGCGCAGGAAGUGCAGGUAACGGAACGAUGGGAACGAAUUCUCGUGUGGAAAAUGGUCGUCCAGGGCGAUGUUCCGCCAUACUUAGAGACGGAGGUUUAA
Molecule: messenger RNA, 690 nt
Organism: Anopheles coluzzii
Lineage: Eukaryota; Metazoa; Arthropoda; Insecta; Diptera; Culicidae
Exons: 3
Coding region: 1-690 (229 amino acids)
Source: RefSeq, a predicted model, not a curated record